AUGCAGAAGAGUCGAAUUUCUUUAGCAUCGAAAGAAGAGAGGAGGAGAAAAAGUGAAGAAAGAAAACAGAUGAAAGAAAGAAUGGAGAAAGAAAUGCAAUUGCUAGAACAACAAAGAAUGUUACUCAUGGAGAAUAGAAAUAGGGAAACUAUCCAACAGAGCAACGAGAUGUUAAACGACAGCGAAGAAGAUGAAUAUGAAGGCGAAUGUGUAGAAGAAGAGGAAAGUGUAGAGCAAGAGAAAUUUGGGUACACUAAGUAUAUGUCCCAAGAACUCAAGGAUAUUGAAGCAGUGUUGUUACAAAAGCAGAAAGAAAGAAAUAAGUUGUGUAGUGAUGGAGACAUUGAUGAGAUUAUGAAAUCAAAUGAAAGGCAGCGGAGACGGUUCUUUAGUGAAAACGGUGUAACAAGAAUGAGUACAGUACCAGAUCUUGGAUCAUUUGAAAAAUACCAGGAUAAUGAAAUAGAAGAAACUGAUUCAGUGUUAGUAGAUACAAGUAUAAAAGGUUACGCAGUAGGAGGUCGAUUUUCAUACGAACAGGACCCUAAACGUGAAGAAAUGGAAAGAAAAAGAGACAUUAUGAUGAAAAUAAGGAAUAAGGAAACAAAAGAAAAAGAAAAGAUAACGUCAGAGAACAUUCUUGAAAAAUUAGGAUUAUUUGAUGAAGAUAUUGAGAAUAGUAUAGCUGAAGAAAUAAAAAAAUGUGAGGAAGAUACUGAAAAGGCGAAGAGACACCUUAGUAGCAUGGUAAAGUUAAAGAAAGAAAGAAAGAUAUUUGAAAGACAAACACGAACACAAGAUGAACGUGAAGGUGCAAACCCAAAAUUACAAAAGUAUGUGACAUUCCCUGAUACACCGGAUAAGAUAAAGAAAGUAAUGAAUGAAAGAUAUAGUAAUAUAAACGAAACAGGUUCAAUAUAUGACAAGAAGUCAACCGAAAUUAAAGACGAGAACCCGUUCCAGAAUACAAGAAGAGAAUUGUAUCAGGAUGAAUUAAAUGACAAUGAAGAAAGUGAGAAUAGGUCAGAGGAAAGAAACAAGGAAAAUAAAAGACCACUUUACAGUGAACCUGCGUAUUCUUCUGAGUACAGAGAAGCAAUGCAGAAAAUGAAAAAUAGGUCAAGAGAGCUUGACGAAAUAAAGAAAGGCCAGGAAUUGGAACUAAGUAAAAUGCUUGAACAAAAGAGACAAUUUAAAAUACAAAGACAGAAGAAACUUGAAGAGGAAGCAGAACUUCAGGAAAGCAUUGAAGAAUUAGAGCUGAAAGAAAAAGAAAUUGAGUUGAAUCAGUUAAAAGCGUCGAAAUUGAAGAUGGAAAUGGAAGCAAUUCGUAAAGAUGAUGAAUGCGUGAAAAAGAACCUGAAAAUCUUAAGAUUGAGACGUUGCGAGCUGCUUGAAAGAAUUCAGCUUAAAAAGACUUCACUUGAGACUGAAACCAAAGAAAAAGUAAAGAAACCGGAACCAAAGAUUGAGAGUGGUAUUUUGAAACAGGAUCAUGUUUUUGUUGGUAAACCUUUCGUUCCAGCAUUCGACGGAAAGAACUUUGAAGAUUGGAAGAUAGAAGUCGAAUGUCUACUAAAGUCAAAGAUGUACCCUGAACCUUUACUUACGCAAGGUAUUCGGGCAUCCUUAAAAGGAAAUACCAGACGAAGCUUACAGUCCUUGAAUCCAUCCGCAACUUCUGCUGAACUACUUGAAAAGUUGGAAGAGGUAUACGGGAGUUUAAAAGAGUCGGAUGCACUCAUGCAGGAUUUUUAUAGCUCGAAGCAGAAUCCGUCUGAGUCAGCUUCUGAUUGGGGUGUUAGAGUAGAAAAUCUAUUCCAAAAAUUGGUUCGAAAAGGAGAAAUAGAUACCAGCCAGCGAAACACAAUACUGAAGAAAAAGUUCUGGAGAGGGUUGUAUCGUGAUAAGCUACGUGAAGCGAUGCGUGUCUCUCAUGAGUCUACAGAUACAUUUGAGAUUCUAAGAAAGAAGACUAGAAAAGAAGAAGAAGAAAUGGAUAGUGAUUCCAAGGUCGUAUCUCAGAAUGAAACAGAACAUUCAUCAAAGGUUCAUCAGCCAAUAAGAACAAUUCAGAAUACGAAAGAGUCAAAACUAGAUACAGUACUCAACAGAAUGGAAGCUCUAGAGAGAGAGAUCCAAGAACUGAGACGUGAUAAAAGCCAAGGAGUUAAAGACAGAGGGGGAUUCUUUCGUGGAAGAUCAAGGUUCAGAGGCGGACGAGGAGAAUAUAGAGGUCGGGGCAGAGAUGGUCGAGAUGAAUCGCAGCGAAGAGAAAAUAAAAGAGAGCCACUAAAAGAGAAAUUGGACAAGCAGCAGCAAGAACUGACAAACCCAGAGAAAUCAGAUAAGAAAGAGCAGUUAAACGAGUAA
Molecule: messenger RNA, 2373 nt
Organism: Dreissena polymorpha
Lineage: Eukaryota; Metazoa; Mollusca; Bivalvia; Myida; Dreissenidae
Product: trichohyalin-like
Exons: 1
Coding region: 1-2373 (790 amino acids)
Source: RefSeq, a predicted model, not a curated record